Messenger RNA from Penicilliopsis zonata CBS 506.65, 879 nucleotides. RefSeq lists its product as hypothetical. The transcript has a single exon. Gene Ontology annotation, cellular component: nucleus; cytoplasm. The record is from RefSeq and is a predicted model, not a curated record. Lineage: Eukaryota; Fungi; Ascomycota; Eurotiomycetes; Eurotiales; Aspergillaceae. Bases 1 to 879 code for a protein of 292 amino acids. Gene Ontology annotation, molecular function: ATP hydrolysis activity; nicotinamide-nucleotide adenylyltransferase activity.
AUGAACAGUUUCCAGUCAUUACGAGCGCACUACAAGACCGCCCUGCAGCGCUUCGUUGCCUCGCCGAAGGCGUUCGAGGUCAUCCAGACGGUCCCCGCCCAGCAGCAGCAGCAGCAGCAGCAGACGUCGCCGCCAGAACUCCUCUACGUGCUCGACUCCUCCUUCAAUCCUCCCACCACCGCUCAUCUCCGCAUUGCAGUCUCCGCGCUGCUGGAUAAGCCUACUGUUUCGUCACGAUUACUACUGCUCCUCGCCACACAGAAUGCAGACAAGCCGUCAAAACCGGCGCUGUUCGAGGACCGGCUGGCGAUGAUGGAACUGUUUGCGGGUGAUCUAUUGGAAUACGUGCGAGCAAAUCUGUUGGAGACUGCUACACAAGGAGAGCAGCCACAGCUACUCCCCCAGAUUGAUAUCGGGGUCACCAAGAGGCCGUAUUUCGUGGACAAGGCGGUCGAGAUUGAAGAGGCGGCCAUCUACCCGCCCACACUGGAACAGGUUCAUCUGACGGGCUACGAUACCUUGAUCCGCAUCUUCGACACGAAAUACUACCCGCCCUCCCACACGCUGCAGCCGUUGGCGCCCUUCUUGUCCCGGCACAGACUCCGCGUCACUCUCCGGCCGGACAGCGACUGGGGCGGCCGCGAAGAACAGAAGGCCUUCCUGCUCAAUCUGGCGCAGGGGGGGCGGGAAAGUGAGGGCGGGCAGCGCGAAUGGGCGUCUCGUCUCGAUUUCGUAGAAGGAAAACAGCCCGGCGACAGGGCCGUGAGCUCCACCAUCGCCCGCCAGGCGGUUCGAGACCGCCCGGAUGAUCUCGAAUGGCUGGUUCCGAGGGGUGUCAGAGAGUAUCUCACUGACCAGAACAAUAUCUACUCGUCUUGA